Gastrolobium bilobum is the source of this 1371-nucleotide messenger RNA. Its product is annotated as 3-ketoacyl-CoA synthase 7. The transcript has a single exon. The record is from RefSeq and is a predicted model, not a curated record. NCBI's taxonomy places the organism in Eukaryota, Viridiplantae, Streptophyta, Magnoliopsida, Fabales, Fabaceae. Gene Ontology annotation, molecular function: acyltransferase activity, transferring groups other than amino-acyl groups. Gene Ontology annotation, biological process: fatty acid biosynthetic process. The coding region runs from base 1 to 1371 and encodes 456 amino acids. Gene Ontology annotation, cellular component: membrane.
AUGACAAUGAAAACUCUUUUAUCCAAAUAUUUUUCUUUCUCUGAACUAUUUGUCGUAUCUGAAGGCUCAAUCUCUGUAGCACAAUUCUUAGCAGCCCUAGCAUUAAUUCUCAUAUCACUUUGCUUUUGUUUCAGAUUCAGCAGUGUCUACCUUCUUGACUAUGUUUGUUAUUUGCCUCCUGAUAAUUUGCGGGUCCCUUACUCCCAUUUCAUUGAACACUUUGUAUUAUGCAACUUUGACCAAGAAACCAUAGACUUUGAAUUGAAAGUAUUGGAAAGAUCAGGCAUUGGAGUUGAGGCUUGCAUGCCAGAAUCAGUUCAUGAGGUGCCACCAGAUGGUUCUUUGAAACAUGCACAAGCAGAAAUUGAAUUGGUUCUUUUCACUAUUGUCAAGGAACUUCUUUCCAAACACAAUGUGCAUCCUAAAAGCAUUGACAUCCUUGUGUCAAAUUGUAGCCUAUUCUGUCCUACACCUUCCAUUACAUCAAUGAUCAUUAACAAGUUUGGAUUCCGAAGCAACAUAAAGAGUGUAAGCUUAAGUGGAAUGGGUUGCAGUGCUGGAUUGUUGUCAAUAAGCUUAGCCAAAGAUCUUCUGAGAGUUCACAAAAACUCAUUGGCAUUAGUUCUAAGCAUGGAGGCUGUAGCUCCAAAUGGCUAUAUAGGUAAUGCCAAGUCCAAGCUUAUUUCCAAUGCAUUGUUUAGGAUGGGUGGAGCAGCCAUUUUACUAUCUAACAGAAAACAAGAUAAGAGAAUGGCCAAGUACAAGCUUCAGCAUCUUGUGAGAACCCACAUGGGAUCAAAUGACAAAGCAUACGAGUCUGUUUAUCAGGAACCUGAUGAAAAUGAGAUUGUGGGUGUUUCCCUGUCAAGAGCACUUCUAAAUGUUGCUGCUUCAGCUUUGAGGACUAAUAUAACAGACUUAGGUCCUCUUGUAUUGCCAUAUUCUGAACAGAUACGUUAUGGGUGGUCAGUGAUUUGCAGGAAAAUAUGGUUAAUGGGGAAUAAGGAAAUCUAUGUGCCAAAUUUCAGGAAGGCUUUUGAGCAUUUCUGCAUACAUGCAGGUGGUAAGUCAGUAAUAGAUGCUAUAGAGGAAAGUCUCAAGCUGCAGAAGGAAGAUGGAGAAGCCUCAAGGAUGGCAUUAUACAGAUUUGGCAACACUUCAUCUUCUUCUGUGUGGUAUGAGCUAUUAUAUUUGGAGGCAAAAGGAAGAGUAAAGAAAGGAGACAGGGUUUGGCAAAUUGCCUUUGGAAGUGGAUUCAAGUGUAACAGUGCUGUCUGGAAAUGCCUUCAUGAUAUUGAUCCAAAUGUAAGGAAUGCAUGGUCAGAUAGAAUCCAUUUGUAUCCAGUUGAGAUACCUGUAUUUGACUGUUGA